AUGAAUUGCUGAUGUGGCUUUUGGAUGAAGUAUACUAUGAGACAUCCGAGGAGCUUGUUGACGCAUAUGUUGAUUACAUCGUUGAAGCGGCAAAGAAACACCCCAACACGUUCCAGAAACUGUUAAGUGCAGACAGAUUUCAGCGAAUGCUAAUCAAUCUCGGUGUGUCUGCAAACGCGAUGGGUCAAGGUACCAAGGUGUACCCGGUGUUGCAGAAUGAUAUGAGAUGCAAGUCACCUGUUUCCCGCCGACCUGAAGGUACCCUGGGAUGUAAGGCAUUUUUGCGGCUUGUAAGCGCCUUUCCUUACCAACCGUCGGAAUCCGCUGCUUUUGUUCUCGUUCUUGACUCUGUCUUGAAAAUGGGGCUGGAUGCCUCAUACACAGAUGAGUUGUGGCAGCCAGCAGCAACGUCUUUGACGGGCUUGUAUGAUAUGGCACGGACGAACGACCAAAGAUGGAAGGAGAUGGUUCCAAGAAUUGAGGCUGUCGCAUCUUACAUCUCAGAUCAUAGUCUGUUUCAGUUUCGAGUCCUUCGACUGUUACCAGCAAGAUCUUAUGCCGAAAGAACACUACGAAAGCGGAUAGCAUUGCAAAUGUUUUUGCCUCGUCAGGCAGAAACAGAGAAAGUAAUGGCUCGCCCUGUAAGUGCAUGCUUAUCACACAUCAAGACAUCGCGGCCAUUUCACCCCUUGAACAGCGAAACAGACUAUAUCGAACUUGGUCUUCAGCUUCAGGUUCUGGAUAUCGCUAUCGAAUCUCCGGAGGAGCCUGAAGUUCCAGCUGCGAGACUCCUUGCCGAACAUCUGAAACUCAUGCAUGGCCGAAUCGUCGAUUCAAGAGCUGCUUUCAUCUCCCGUUCCGAGGCAAAGGACGUGUUGCAAAGGAUAUUUCUGCGGCUGACAUACAUGGUUGGUAAGCCAAACCGCGGUGUCACACAGGCAACUCUGGAUGUAGGAUGGACGGUGUAAAUCAUCGACAGCUACAUUUGCUAAGUUACACGAUCUCGACAGGAGGUUCUGUGAAUUACUGAUUUUUGAAUAAACGGAGCUU
Molecule: messenger RNA, 1050 nt
Organism: Saitoella complicata NRRL Y-17804
Lineage: Eukaryota; Fungi; Ascomycota; Saitoellomycetes; Saitoellales; Saitoellaceae
Exons: 4
Coding region: 12-968 (318 amino acids)
Source: RefSeq, a predicted model, not a curated record